CCUAUCAUUUUUUCUUUCGUGAAGAAGUGGAUUUUUCCCAAGUUCCAAUCUCUUAUUAUUAUUCACUACUCCGGCCGUUUUGGGAGGUCAAUUGCAUUCGUACACAUUAUUCGUUACAUCCUCUCGCCCUUUCAUCCUCCCGAAGGCAGGCGUGUUGCAAAGUGGCGGCUAAAGCGUAACCCCUCAUUCAGCAAGAUCCUCGUGCCAAUUCAUCUACUUAGUACAGUAAAUUUACGAGUACUUCCCGUCCCCCACACUUGCACUUGCACCUGCACUUUCCCCAGCCCAGCCCAGGUCCCAGGCACAUCGUUGACCUCGGUCAAACCUUCUAGCCACCGGAAAACCACCACAGCAGCUGCUUCGCUCCUUCCUCCCCAGCAGAACUCCAUACCCGCGUCGCAACUGCCUCCUACAAAUUCUCGUGCUGUGCUUUGCUUUGCUGCGCUCAUAAGGUGAGCUUUGCCCAGCGCCGCUGCCACCAUGAAUGCCACUCGCAUUUCGCUCUCUUCCCUCUCUCGCUCCGCCUUCCUCAGACCUUCAAACUCCUUCGUCGCAUCCUCGGUCUCACGCAAGUCGGCCAGCUUCGGUCCAGCAUUAGUACACAGCAGACGCACCAUGGCGAGCUUCAACAAGAUCAAGGUCAAGAACCCAGUGGUGGAAUUGGAUGGAGAUGAGAUGACUAGAAUUAUCUGGAAGGACAUCAAGGACAAAUUCAUCCACCCAUAUCUUGACAUCGACUUGAAGUACUAUGAUUUGGGCUUGGAGUACAGAGAUCAGACCAAUGAUCAGGUCACAAUCGACUCGGCUGAGGCAAUUAAGAAGUACAGCGUGGGUGUGAAGUGUGCUACGAUUACUCCAGACGAGGCCAGAGUCGACGAAUUUAAGUUGAAGCAGAGUAUGUUUUUCUAGCCCUUGCGCCAUGGCGCCAGAAAUCUAUCUUAUGCGGGGUCCCUCGGCUAACAACAUUGCGUAUAGUGUGGUUAUCUCCUAAUGGCACAAUUAGAAAUGCCCUUGGCGGAACCGUUUUUAGAGAACCCAUCGUUAUUCCUCGUAUUCCACGACUUGUACCGGGCUGGAAGAAGCCCAUUAUCAUCGGUCGCCACGCAUUUGGAGAUCAAUACCGCGCAAAGGACAAGGUGAUCACUGGAAAGGGCAAGCUCUCUAUGGUUUUCACCCCCGAGGGAGGUAAGCCAGAAGAGAUUGAGGUCUUCGAGUUCAAGAAUGGUGGUGGUGUUGCGCAGACGCAGUACAACACCGACGAGUCUAUUGAAGGUUUUGCGCAUGCUAGUUUCAAAUUGGCCUUGAGCAAGAGCCUUCCUCUAUAUAUGAGCACCAAGAACACCAUCCUGAAGAAAUAUGAUGGUCGAUUCAAGGAUAUCUUCCAGGAAACCUUUGAGAAGCAUUACCAGAAGGAAUUUGAUGCUAAGAAGAUCUGGUAUGAGCAUCGCUUGAUCGAUGAUAUGGUUGCUCAGAUGAUGAAGAGCUCAGGUGGUUAUAUUAUGGCUUUGAAGAGUAGGCCUUCUUCUAUAUACCCAAUUUGAUUGAAAUGCUGACAAAAUUUAGACUACGAUGGUGAUGUUCAAUCCGAUAUUGUAGCACAAGGAUUUGGUUCUCUCGGUCUCAUGACCAGUGUCCUGAUCACUCCAGAUGGAAAGACAUUUGAGUCUGAAGCCGCCCACGGCACUGUCACUCGCCAUUACCGCGAGCACCAAAAGGGCAAUGAAACCUCAACUAAUCCAAUUGCCUCAAUCUUUGCCUGGACCCGUGGACUGAUCCAACGUGGAACUUUGGAUGAAACACCAGAGGUUGUUGCUUUCGCCGAGAGUUUGGAGCAGGCAUGCAUCGAUACCGUAGACAUCGAUGGAAUCAUGACCAAGGAUCUCGCUCUUGCAUGUGGGAAGACCGGACGUGAGGACUAUGUUACGACAACAGAGUACUUGAACGCCGUUGAGAGAAGAAUGAAGAGCUUGUUGAAGACAAAGUUGUAAAUGAACUUGCUUCAGCAAACUCUCAUAUCACGUCCUAAUCGUCAAGUCGGGUUUACCAAGUCCAUUGGAUGAGGGACUCCCAAAUUUCGAGCCCUGGAUUUUUGAAUAACACCAUCGGAAUUUAUUUUACGGCCUCUGUUGAUGGGUAUGAUGCAGCGAUUGGAUUUUCGACCACUUGUCUUCUUUUUGUAUAGCGCAUUGCAUUGCAUGGUGUGGCAUGGUUUCCCCAUCAUCAUUACAGUACGGUAGGAUACAGAUUUGCGUAUUCAGUCAGUUGUCUUCUCUGCGAGAAAGAUUUGGCAUUUGUACUCGUACAUAGAAAGUGCAUUUACAGA
Molecule: messenger RNA, 2323 nt
Organism: Hymenoscyphus albidus
Lineage: Eukaryota; Fungi; Ascomycota; Leotiomycetes; Helotiales; Helotiaceae
Source: the annotation of a GenBank genome assembly